AUGGGCUGUAAUUUAGUUCAAUUCAGAACUGCAGAUAGUAAAGCCUUCACAGCAGCCAGGGAUGCCUGGGCACAAGUGCCUGAGUUCCGAGGGACUUUGGGAAACACUUUGCUAACUCUCUCCUGCCUGGAAACCAGGAUUCUGCACCUGCCUGAUGGACAGUCUGGCCAGAGCCUUGGCCGUGCCCCCGGGGACAAGGAACUAGCACAAAUAACCGUGUGGAAAUUGGAUCGUGGCAAAAUUACCAAUAAGUCCAUAAAGGAAACUGAAGGCAGUUUGAUCUACACCUUCAAUAACAGUCCCACAAAAGUUGAAGAAAUAUGUUAUGUCUCCAAAGACACAUACUCCAAAGAGCAUAGUUAUACCCUAAAAUUAGGACGUGAUUCAGGUGGAACGGGUUCCCUGUGCUCUACUGAGGCUCAAGGGAUUCCUGAGAGUCCUGAAGACACAGAAGGAAGAACGUCUAUCCUGGUGGAAGAUGGUGUGACUGAGACCUGGAUAGGUAAGUUACUGGCUGAAAGUGACCGAGUGAGGUUGGUGAUGAGGGCUAAGCUUGAAACCUGGGCAGCACCAUCACACUCUGUCCUGAGGACUUUCAUAGGAUCGUCUAUAAUACCAUUUGCCAUCAUUGGUACCCUGGGUAGAGGAGAUGCUAGGAGCAAGGACCAGAGCCAAAGAUACUGCAAAGCAACGGAAUCCCUGUUGGGGCAACGUCCCCAAAGGGAGAGAAUUGGAUGGAGCAAGAGGAGGACGAGUCAACAAGGGACCGGAGGAUCUUCUAAUCCCUGUGGGUGGCAGUGA
Messenger RNA from Balaenoptera acutorostrata (minke whale), 801 nucleotides. RefSeq lists its product as uncharacterized. The record is from RefSeq and is a predicted model, not a curated record. Bases 1 to 801 code for a protein of 266 amino acids. NCBI's taxonomy places the organism in Eukaryota, Metazoa, Chordata, Mammalia, Artiodactyla, Balaenopteridae. The transcript has 4 exons.